AUGGAUGCGAAAACAUGGGGGUCGAGUGUUUUGAACCAAUCUGAGGAGGACCAGUCUGAGGAAUCAACCCUCGUAAAAGCUGUCAUUGGCGCCAACAACAGCUCGUGUCAAGGAGAACUUCCAUGUCUCUAUGAGUUACAGGAUGCCUUGCCGCUAUAUACUAUCGAUGACGAACGAAAUGAGCGUGUCUUACUGCUCCAUUUGACUGUCACCACUACGGCUGAUCGCAUCUACACUGGACACAGCUACAAGCAAAACGCGGUCUAG
This is a messenger RNA of Fusarium venenatum, 267 nucleotides long. NCBI's taxonomy places the organism in Eukaryota, Fungi, Ascomycota, Sordariomycetes, Hypocreales, Nectriaceae. The record is from RefSeq and is a predicted model, not a curated record.